Messenger RNA from Sorex fumeus (smoky shrew), 956 nucleotides. Its product is annotated as testis-specific Y-encoded protein 3-like. Gene Ontology annotation, biological process: nucleosome assembly. Lineage: Eukaryota; Metazoa; Chordata; Mammalia; Eulipotyphla; Soricidae. Gene Ontology annotation, cellular component: chromatin; nucleus. The transcript has 7 exons. Bases 147 to 851 code for a protein of 234 amino acids. The record is from RefSeq and is a predicted model, not a curated record. Gene Ontology annotation, molecular function: histone binding; chromatin binding.
AUAGCUUUACAGAUUUGGAUCCUUGUCCUAGCCUUGUGGACUGCUGCUUUCACUGUCUUGUGAUGCUAUAGCUACUGCCAUUCUCAUAGCCAGAACCUCAUGGUAAGUGAGGCUAGGCAGGAGCAGCUGAAGAGCCUGAGAGAAGGAUGAUAACAAUUCAGCAACCUAAGGAACAGCCAGAAGCGGAGCAGAAAGAGAAACCUGCACUGGGAUGCUUGAUCCAGCAACCCUCACUGGAGGCACUGCAGUCUCUUCAGUUAGAACUGGAGCUUGUGAAUAAGCAAUCCAGCAGGACCUUCAACAGUCUCAAGCUUAAAAUGAGCCAGAGACUCCUGCCCAUCCUGGAACACAGAAGCACCAUUAUCCAGAGCAUCCCGGGUUUCUGGACCAAAGUUCUUGUGAACCACCGUGAUAUGACUGUCAUGAUCAGUUAUCAAGAUCAAGACUUACUAGGCUACAUGUUUAAUUUACAGGUGGAUGAACAGAGGUAUCCCAAUGGCUGCUGCAAGAUCUCAUUGUUCUUUAGGAUGAACAUCUAUUUCCGGAAUGAUGUAAUUGUCAAGGAGUAUGUCAGUGGCAUUAGUGGACUGAGGCCAUCUCAUUCCACUCCAAUUCAGUGGUGCCAUGGUUAUGAACACAGGGCUUAUAGACACAGGCACCACAACUGCAGCCUUAACUUCUUCAGCUGGUUCUACGACCACAGCAUUGUAGGAUCUACCCGAAUAGCAGAGAUCAUCAGUAAGGACCUGUGGCCCAAGCCUCUGCAGUACUACCUAAAGAAGAGGAUACCAGUACAAGCAAGUGUGAGAAGGGCAGCAGUGGAAAAUGUAAGAGGCUACGUGAGAAGAUGAAUCAUCUACAGUGAGCGUGGAUCUCGUGUCUGCAGCAUAAGAGGAGAACUGAGAUCUCAUAUAGAAAUUUGGAUAUAUCUGCAAACAAAUAAACCUAAUGCUCCA